Molecule: messenger RNA, 2453 nt
Organism: Pleuronectes platessa (European plaice)
Lineage: Eukaryota; Metazoa; Chordata; Actinopteri; Pleuronectiformes; Pleuronectidae
Gene: pdha1b
Product: pyruvate dehydrogenase E1 subunit alpha 1b
Exons: 13
Coding region: 81-1439 (452 amino acids)
Biological process (GO): pyruvate decarboxylation to acetyl-CoA
Cellular component (GO): intracellular membrane-bounded organelle
Molecular function (GO): pyruvate dehydrogenase (acetyl-transferring) activity
Source: RefSeq, a predicted model, not a curated record
UCAUUUCCCGGACGGACAGUAACAGGGUAUUUAGCAGCUCGCAGCAGCCGCUAAUUAAUCCUCCGUCUCCUCCCAGUAGCAUGAAAACCAUGAUGACCAUCAUCUCCAACGCUCUUUGUCGCAUCACGGGCAGGAAUGUGGGAGCUCAGACAGUGUCGGAGUUGCUGAUUGACCUGUCAGAGUACGUCAGUGUAACCUCGCCGUCGUCGCCCGACUUGGCAAAGACCCGGUGGCAACCCCCCGAGCCACCACCAGUCAGUACUAGAGCGACUGUGGAAGAGUUAGUUAGCCCCCAGAGCGACCAGCUAGACGCACCAGGUGCCAGAGUUGUGGUCUCACGCUCCUUCGCUGACUUCGCCACUCAGGCGACCUUUGACAUCAAGAAAUGCGACCUGCACCGUCUGGAGGAGGGGCCCCCGGUGGAGGCGGAGCUGACCCGGGAGCAGGGGCUGCAGUAUUACCGCACCAUGCAGACUGUGAGACGCAUGGAGCUCAAAGCCGACCAGCUGUACAAGCAGAAGAUCAUCAGAGGCUUCUGUCACCUGUACGACGGACAGGAAGCGUGUGCCGUUGGCAUCGAGGCGGCCGUCACGCCCUCUGAUCACCUGAUCACAGCCUACCGCGCCCACGGGUACACGUACACCCGCGGUGUGGCUGUCAAAGAGAUCCUGGCAGAGCUCACGGGUCGACAAGGGGGCGUGGCCAAAGGCAAAGGCGGCUCAAUGCACAUGUACGCUCCACAUUUCUACGGAGGCAACGGCAUCGUGGGAGCUCAGGUUCCUCUGGGAGCCGGCAUCGCUCUGGCCUGUCAGUACCAAGGCAACAAGCAGGUCUGUGUGACGCUCUACGGAGAUGGAGCAGCCAAUCAGGGUCAGAUCUUCGAGACGUUCAACAUGGCCUCCUUGUGGAAGCUGCCGUGUAUCUUCGUCUGCGAGAACAACAAGUACGGCAUGGGCACGUCGGUGGAGAGAGCUGCAGCCAGCACCGACUACUACAAGAGAGGAGACUUCAUACCAGGAAUCAGAGUGGAUGGGAUGGAUGUCCUGUGUGUCAGAGAGGCCACCAAGUUCGCUGCAGAUCACUGCAGGUCUGGAAAGGGUCCGAUCAUCAUGGAGCUGCAGACCUACCGUUAUCAUGGACACAGCAUGAGUGACCCUGGGGUCAGCUACCGCAGCCGGGACGAGAUCCAGGAGGUCCGCAGUAAGAGCGACCCCAUCUCCAUGCUGAAGGAGCGCAUGCUCACCAACAACAUGGCGUCUGCUGAGGAGUUCAAGGAAAUUGACCUUGCGAUCCGGAAGGAGGUGGAGGACGCCGCUCUGUUCGCCACGUCAGACCCAGAGCCGCCACUAGAGGAGCUCUGCAACCACAUCUUCCACAACAGCCCCCCCCUGGAGGUCCGCGGGACAAACCCCUGGUCCAAACUCAAGUCCAUCAGCUAGACCCCCCCCAACAAAAACAGUCUGACCUUCAGGGGUAGAACCUCCUCCCAGUGCUAAACGAGGCACUGCAGAGAAGCAUCCAGCCCCCCCGCCCUCCACCGUAGAGCUCAGCAUUCCGCACCUUAACGGGACCUCAAACCUCAGUGUUAUUUAUUUUUGAGUUUUACAUAGAAAUAUUUAAGAUUUGAAAGAUGUUCUUAGUGCACUGUGUGUACUUUUAAAGGUGACUACACAGAUAUUAAAUACUGCAGGAGCUAGUAUACGCACAGAAGUUACGCUUUAUGUUUUGAACUUUAGUUUUGUCAAUGUGAUAUAUAUGCGUUACAUAUUCUAUAUGUACAUACUGUGUGUAUCCAGCAUCUUUAGCUGCCUGGCUUGUACAUGUUCAGAAACAAAUCUAAUACUCGUCUGUCUUUGUCCUUUAAAGUUAUUUUAUUGUUUUUAAAAACUGCACUGGACAGGAAGCGCCACGAGGUUAAAGAUAUAUUUAUUGAGUUGAGUGAGAGUUUUAGGGAAAUUUAAAUUAUUGUUGAGCACUGAUGUCAGCCUGUAUUUAUUCCUCUUAUAUGCACUACAAUAUAUUUUCUGUUUCCAGGACAUGAGUUUUCCGAGUGUCUUUCCUCAUGUAAAGAAAAGCACUUGGUGCCAGAUGAUAUUUAUGUUACACUUUAUUUUUGGGGGAAUGAGACGGUUUUCAAAUGCAGCAGAAGAAAAUGUGUUUUCAGAUGUGAAGCUUUACUUGACCAUGGAUGAGUUUGAUGAACUGAGACUGUGAAAUAAAUGUUAAAAAAACUAACGAGUGGAAAUGUCUAUUUGUGUACAUAUUAAUAUCAGCUGCUAUAAAAAAGUAUAAUAAUUGAAUUGCUCUUGAAUUUUUUUUAAAUGUAUGUACAGCUGAGAUAUUUACUAUAAGAAGUGAUGUAGUUCAGGUUAUCAAGCAAUAUUACUAUGAAAUAUUCAAUAAAGACUAAAGAAGUAGACAAUGAACCAUCCGACUUGUGUUUUCUUCCUUCA